Dunckerocampus dactyliophorus (ringed pipefish) is the source of this 784-nucleotide messenger RNA. It is a transcript of the gene clec3ba, whose product is annotated as C-type lectin domain family 3, member Ba. The record is from RefSeq and is a predicted model, not a curated record. NCBI's taxonomy places the organism in Eukaryota, Metazoa, Chordata, Actinopteri, Syngnathiformes, Syngnathidae. Bases 75 to 671 code for a protein of 198 amino acids. The transcript is spliced from 3 exons.
CACACAGAGCUGCAGAGAGUCUAAACGACGUCGGGAAGGUGAAUUUGACUGUGAAUUUUUUCCUGAAGACCACCAUGGAACGUGUGCGAGGUAUUUUCUUGGUGUUGUGCCUUCUCCUGCUGACACAGUGCACAGGCCAGCAGACACCAGAAAAGAGAAAAAGUCCUAAAAAAGACUCGACCAAUGCUGCCAUUGAGGAACUGAAGAAACAAAUUAAUGACAUUGUUUAUGACCUCAACUUGUUAAAAGAGCAACAGUCUCUGCAGUCAAUGUGUCUGCGAGGAACCAAAGUCCUCGGCAAGUGUUUCCUCGCCGACCCGGUCAAGAAGACUUUCCAUGCGGCCAGUGACGACUGCAUCGCCAAAGGGGGCAGCCUAAGCACCCCCCUGACAGGGGACGAGAACGACCAGCUGUACGCCUACGUGCGUCAGAGCAUCAGCCCGGAGGAGCCCAUCUGGCUGGGCAUCAAUGACAUGGUGACCGAAGGCCAGUGGCUGGACAUGUCGGGGUCCAACCUGCGCUUCAAGAACUGGGAGACGGAGAUCACCAUGCAGCCGGACGGGGGCCGUAGCCAGAACUGCGGCAUGCUGUCCACCACGUCCAACGGGAAGUGGUUUGAUGAGAGCUGUCGAGCUGAAAAGGCUUCGGUGUGUGAGUUCAACAUUGUGUGAGAGUCUCCCACCUUGCCUUAAAGAUUGCUUGGAGGUACAUGUUGGAUUUCACAACAGUGCACUGCAGUUCUUUAAUACUCUUUUCAUAGUAUAGUAUUUGACAUUCACUGUCU